Molecule: messenger RNA, 3916 nt
Organism: Neocloeon triangulifer
Lineage: Eukaryota; Metazoa; Arthropoda; Insecta; Ephemeroptera; Baetidae
Gene: Cep135
Product: centrosomal protein of 135 kDa
Exons: 22
Coding region: 270-3719 (1149 amino acids)
Source: RefSeq, a predicted model, not a curated record
AAAUUACUCCUUGCAUUGGUUCGUACUUCGUAGCAGCCAAUGAAAUGCCGCGAUUUGCUCGGCCGGUAAAUUCCGCAGAAAGUUUGAACGCACGCACACUUGUUUUGACAGUUUUGUAGUUUCGUGCUUUCGUGUUUCGUGGUUAUUCACAACAACUCUCGCCUCGGCAAGCUUCAAAUUUGGUAAUAAAAGCGUAUCGAUCGAAUGGACGGAGCUUACGUUUCAUCCUGACCCGUUGCUUCUCCGAAGAAACACUAUUAAAAGACGCGAUGGCUCCUUUCUGUCUAAACUCGGAGCAGAGCCGAUACAGCAUCGUCCGAAAAAAACUGGACAAGCUUGGUUUUGAUAGUCCAUUGACUAUCGACAGUUUGCAGCUGGUUGAAAAACUUUUGGAAGAUUUGGUCACAACCACUGAUAGCUUAAGAAGAUAUAAAAAUCUUUAUAAAAAUACAAUUGAGAAAUGCAAGCUGUACGAACAAGGCGUCGAACCUUAUAUGAAAGAAAACAGCAAGCUGGUGAAAAGUUGCAACGAACUGCACAAAAAGGUUUUGUCCCUUCAGGAUAACUUGGAAGAUGAAAGAAGAACCCAUCAGCGCAAAUUGGACAAUCUCCAAGCUGAGGUGGAUAGAUUCAAAAUCAUGGAGAGACAGUAUGGCAAGUGCAUCAAAGAGCUAGAAAAUGAAUGUGCUGAAAAGACCAUUAAGCUGCAUAGAGGUGUGCAACCUAGAGCCAGACCAGCUUUUAGGCCAGCUGGAAGUAGCAAAGGUGAGUUUCCUCCGCUACGAUCAAAAUCUGCUAAGGACAGCGCAAGAAGUAGUAAGCAUACUGAAAGCCAAAGUGAGUUUGAAAGGAUGUAUUUCGAACCGCCAAACAACAUCCUCAAUACUGUGGAGACUCAAGCGUCCAACCUAUCCCAUGAGCUUCAAAAGAUUCGAGGAAAGCUUGAAGAACUGAAGUUAGAGAAUGGCUCGGUUAAAGAUAAACUCAAACGCAGAGACCAGGAAAUUGAACGCUUGCAAAAUAUGUUGGAAGGUGGAAUGCCUAUUAAGAGAGUAGUUCAGGAUUCAUGUCCAGAGAGUGAUAAAUUCCUGGAAGUAAAAUUAAAAGAGAGUGAAGAUCAGAAGCAUGAGGCAAUGAAGAAUGCGGUACGACUUGUUCAAAAGUGUGAUCGUCUUACCACCGAAAUGAAGGACAUAGACAAGCUUGCAUGUGAGCUAAGAGAUGAGAAGAUUGCCCUUGAGGAGAGACUAGCCCAGUGUGAGGAAAACUAUAUGAGAUGCUGCAACGAAAAUCACGACCUCAAGGCUCAAAUGAUGCAAUCCAAUCUGACCAAGGGCUGCAAAUGUUCCGGUCAAGACCAAAAUGCUAGGGAUAAGAGCCUUCUACAGGAAAAGUUGGAUUCUGUUUCAAAGGAGCUGAAUGAAAUGAAAAGUAGAGAAAAAACCCUGCUGGUUGAAAUUAAAAAGCUGAGUGACCAACUGCAAGCUGGAGCCAAACAUAGUUCCGCGAUAUCCAGGAAGGCCUCGUCUAGAUCUGGCAGUCGCCACAGAGAUGUCAAUGAUUCGAGAGAGACAGCAGCCAAAACCUUAGCCAACAAUUUGCCAACUGCGGAUUCGAUUCAGCGCGAGGCUGAAAUUGAAAGACUGGUAGCAGAAAAAGAGAAAUUGGAAAAGAGGUGCAAACUCUUGGCAGAUGAAAUGAGUGCAAUGUCUGAUAAUGGUGUUCUCAACUUGGUCCAGCAGAUUUCUCUCAAGGACAAAGAACUUAUUGCCAUACAACAAGAAAACAGCAAUCUGAUGAGGGAAAACUCUAGCUUGCAGACUCAACUUAAAUUCGCCAAAGAAUCUAAUCCAUCAACUGAUCUUCGGAGCCUCCUCACUCAAAUUGAGAAAGACAAGGCUGCUGCAAAGGCCGAGCUUCAUUCUGCGCUUGCCGAAAGGGAUGCCCUGAAAGACCAGCUCAAGUUUGUUUCUGGAAAGCUUUCGGAACGCCAGUCAGCUGCUUACUCUACAGACACGGAUCGUGUGAACCAACUUGAAAGCGAGAGGCGUGAACUGUUGCAGCAAAAAGGCUCUAACCAAACGCACAUAACAAACCUUGAGCAGCAGGUGCGAAGUCUUGAAUCUGAGCUCACCAAGCAACGGACGCAGUAUCUGCAGCUCAAGAACCUCCACGAGCAAACGGAGGCAAACUUGGCUGUUUGUCAAGGAGAGCUUAGCCAGAUGAGGAGGGACACUGCCAUGUCACAGGGUCGUUUAAGUGAGCUGAAAACACUACAAGCAGAGGUUGUGGCCUUGAGAGAGGAGCGUUCUAGAAUGUGGACUGAGCUAAAUCGCAAUUCUGGGGACAAGGAUGCUUUCAAGCUCCAGCUUGAUGAGAAGUCUGAGAGAAUCGCUCUGCUGCAGAAAGAAAUCAACGCUAAAGAGUCUUGGAUUGCCAAGUUAGAGAAAAACUUAACUGAGCUAAAGGAAGUUUUGCAGGGCAAGGGCGCUCCAAAUAAAAAUAUUCGCGUGACCACCAAGGUGAAGACUUCCGUGAAGUCGAGGUCCUGCACCACCCCGCCCUCGUCCCGCUCUUCCAAGUCCAAGCCCUUUCCCCCAAAACGGUGGAUUAGAAACGCGGCCGUGGUACAUUCGCCACCCAGCAGGGUUACCCAAGACUCCGAUUUAGCCCACAAACAAGAUGCACGAGGUCUCCAGCGCGAGGUGGAGAGGCUCCGAAAGGAACUGGAGCAGGCCGCCAAAGUGAAGCAGGCGUCUGAAAUUGAGAUUAAGCGUCUUCAAGAUGAUCUGAGUGCCUCUUUGAAAGACUGCAAGAUUUCAAAAAGAGAUCUCGACAUCGCUCAGAGAGAUGUGGAGGAUCUUAAGCAGCGGCUUCAAAAUUACGUCUCUGAAGUUCAGAGGAUUGAAAACCUCUUGUCAAACAAAGAGGAAGAAAGAAAUGCUCUGCUUGAACAAUUUCACAGUUUGAGUCAAGAGGCAAUUGAGCUAGAGACUCACAACACUAGUUUAAAAAGUGAGGCUCACCAAGUGAAGCACUCUCUGGAGGUGACUACGGGACAAGUUUCUCAUCUAGAAGACCAACUUUCUGCCAGCAAGGAACUAAUUUUUGGUUAUGAGAGCCAGGUUGUAAAUUUGACCCGGCUCGUAAAAAAUUUGGAGGUAGAACUGAGAACAGUUAAAGAACAGUCUGAAUCUUUUGAAAAGGAUCUGAAUGCUGUCCAUGAAUUGUGUAUGAAACUUGACAGUCAGAAAGAGUCGUUGGAAGAUGAUCUGAAAUUGAGCAACAAAAGGAGUCUCGAGUUGGAGGCAAACUGCGCCAAGUUGAAAUCAGAACUGGAAACACUGAAUCUGCAACUCCAGAGAGAGUUGGCAAGUAAGGGUGCAAUAGAAAGUGUGCUAGAAGAAAAUAGGGAAGAAUCGAUGAAGCAGCGCUUGACGAAUGUGGAAAUGGCACAAGAACUGGAUAAAAUAAGGAGUGAAGUUACAAAAAUGAGGCAGACCCAAGAUAGGGAUGACGUCAGUCGUUACACAAGAGUAGCAGCUGAAAAAUCUCAAGAGGUUGAUGCUCUGCGCCGAGAACUAACUAAAGAAAAGUUCGAAAAGGCAAGACUACAAGAAGAAAGUCACAGCUCAAGACAAAUUCAUCAACGCAGCACCAGUCCACCAUCGUCUGUGCAUUCCUUAAAAAGUUUAUCACCAGCAGAGACAAGUGAUUAGAUAUAAGGCUUAUUUUUGUAUACAAAGUAUAAUUUUAAUAGUUUUAUGUAAAGAACCAAAACUAUUUAUUAUUAUCUUGUUCUUGACCAUGACAGUAUAUUAAUUAAGACAAUAACAAAUUUAUUAAAUUGGAUGCUAAUUUGUGUUCAUCAUAUUAUAUCUAUGUUUGACGUAGAUUUUAGAUCAACUUGAAUUAA